Messenger RNA from Scedosporium apiospermum, 2442 nucleotides. RefSeq lists its product as uncharacterized. Bases 1 to 2442 code for a protein of 813 amino acids. Gene Ontology annotation, molecular function: metal ion transmembrane transporter activity. The transcript is spliced from 5 exons. Lineage: Eukaryota; Fungi; Ascomycota; Sordariomycetes; Microascales; Microascaceae. Gene Ontology annotation, biological process: transmembrane transport; metal ion transport. The record is from RefSeq and is a predicted model, not a curated record. Gene Ontology annotation, cellular component: membrane.
AUGACCUCCUCCCCCCAGCCUCGCCUCGAAGAAGUCCUUAAAGCCCUCCAAUCUCAAAACGAACUCCUCCUCCAACUAGUCCGCGACUCCGUCAAUUCACCACAACCAACUCCCCAAGCGCCGACCAGCCGCGACCGCGCCAGCUCCCGCACCGCAACCGACAUUCUCAACACACCUCCCCUCCGGCCCAUCAACACCCCAACCCUCACGAGUUCUGAGUUCGGCCUUCCGGGCUCCCUCCGCCACUCGCGCCGCCAGACCGCCGAGCAACAACUCGCCAACGAGAGACGGACGCUCUUCGCCGAGCCGAAACACAUCCCCGCGUCGCUUCAUUCCAACUUCAGCACUGGCAGCGGCCAUGAGUGCUCCGAGGAUGACGUCCACUUUCUCCCGCUGCUCGAGCAGCCCUCGACCGCGCAACCACAGCAACGACAACGCUCCUCAACGACGACGAUGGAAGUGAGGGGCGUCACCCGCACUUUAGACGCGGCGCAUCUCGAGGACAAGGAUCUGUUGUAUUAUCUCUUCAACACGGAUUUUAGGGAUGGAACCGCCGUUGCGAUGCAGGACUUUAUUAAGAAGCGGGCUGGCACGAGUAUCGAGUGGGCACAGUCGCUGAGACACUUUGCUGCCUAUGAGAACGAGAGCUAUAGUAACUCGACGUGCGAGGUCUACGAUGUUGGCGUCGACUGCAUUGUGAGACAAGUUCAGGGAACGGAGGAGCCCUGUUCGAGCCCUCAGCAAGGGGAUGGGGAGUGUUCUUGUGACGAUGAGGACGAAUGUCCCUCACCGGACCAGGUAGAUGCGGCUGCUGUUUGGGAUAAGAUCAAGAACAUAAACUAUCCCACGGGAGACGCAACGGGCAGAAUAACAAUCGUCCAGGAGCCCACGGCCCUCGUCUUCGGCUCCCUCCACUUCGCCAUGUCCAAAUACCUCGACAUGGACGAACUCCUCACCCAUCUCGUCACCUCCCAAGGCAACGCAAACAAAACAACCGCCUACAUGAACCGCGCCUUUCCCCCCGAGCCCAUCAUCACCCAACCCACCCCAUCCCCAGCCGGAGUCGGAGUCGGAGUCGGCACACAUCCCCUCGCAAUGAGAGACCCUUACAUCCGCCACCGCAGCUUCUUCUUCGUCUUCAAAUACUACACCGUAGUGGGCCAAGACCACGAGCCCGCCCCCUGGGAAAAAUUCGACAAGCGCCCCGCGGAUAAGAAAUCCCAGGACCACAUCGACAUUGCCGAGUGUAGCUCCGUGUUGGCCCUCUCUCUGGGAGGUGAACCGACGCAGACGCGCAUCCGCAGACGCAGGGGAAAGCCUCCUAGGGAGGGGUAUGUGUUUCACACGUUUGCGCCGUGGCAUUUGCUUAAUAUUCAGUCCUUCCCGGAUGAUGAACAUACGGAUCGGAGUGAAGAUGAGGGAAAGACGCUUUUGAACGGACCGCAUGCGUUUCUGGAGGCUUUGGUGGUCGAGUAUCAGGAUGCCACGAGAAGGAAUCGCAUCUUGCACGAGAAGAUAACCAAGUUGGUUACACCUGAUAUCAACUUCAUGUUUGACAACAAGAUCCGCGACAAGCUCCUCUUCGAAGACAAGCACUUCACCUGCACGUCCCACAUCCGCCGCUACUUCUGGGCCUACAUGUCCCUCGGCGUCAUAAACACAAGCAUAAAAUCCAUGCUAACCGCCUACGAUGAAACCUUCACCCCCGCCUUCUGGUCCGGCACCCACCCCACCCUCUGGGCCCAUCCCGAUCCCUCUUCCCCCUCUGGCCAGCACUACCUCUCCCGCUUGGCCUCCCUCCGCGCCGACCUCGAUCGCGUGCUCGCUGACUUGUGGGCUGUGUAUCUCAAGAAUGAGGAAACCCGCCGCGAGAUCCAGAGUCUUCGGGAGCAGCUGUUUAGUGGCAGUUCGAUUAUGGAAAGUAGGCGGGCUAUUGAACAGGGUGAUAAUAUUCGGAUUCUGACGCUGAGCUCAAUGGUUUUCCUUCCUUUGACCUUUGUCACGUCCGUCUUCGGCAUAACAGAAUUCACCAUCCCCGCAACGGACUGGCGCUUCUCAACCACAAUGGUCUGCGUCUGCGUCCCCUUCAUCCUCCUCCUCAUCCUCCUCCAAAGCCGCUCCGUAAACAACGCCAUCCACAAGGCAUUCGAGAGGCUGCGCGCUCGCGCUUUUACUGGGUGGCGGUCAGCAGCGGAUAGGACCGGUCGUGCGCGUGUUUGGAUGAGGAGCUGGGGAACUUGGCUGGUGUCUAGGAAUCGAGUCAUUGAGGGCGAGAGAGUGGGUGUUGAGAACGAUGAGGGAGGGCCAAGGAGGAGAUGGCCGACACCGCUGGCUUCGGCUAGUUUGCCUUCCUUCCCGAAGGGACCUAUGGGAAAAUCGGAGGAGAAGAGGCUGUGGGGGUGGAUUCGUGGAACUAAGAAGGAUGAUGGGGAGAAGGUAUGA